Solanum lycopersicum (tomato) is the source of this 532-nucleotide messenger RNA. RefSeq lists its product as uncharacterized. NCBI's taxonomy places the organism in Eukaryota, Viridiplantae, Streptophyta, Magnoliopsida, Solanales, Solanaceae. The record is from RefSeq and is a predicted model, not a curated record.
UUUUCUUUUUACAUCUUAAUUUCUAAUAUUUCAAAGCAAAAAAAAAUAAAAAUAAAAAUUAAUAAUGGCAGGAAAUAAUGAAGAAUGGAGAAAAAUGGCAGAUACACACAAAAUGAGUCCAGAAGAAGUGAAAAAAGCUGGUGUUGAAUCCUCUAGGAGACCACCAGGCCACAAUCCAGGUACGAUACUACAUCAACGAGGGCGUUUGCCUUAUAGCAUUACAACAAUGACUAUCGUCGGUUUAGGUAUCGCGGGUGCGAUUUGGUACGGUACUAUGUACGCGAUGAAGAAACCGGAAGCUUCCGCCGUCGACGUUGCCAAGGUGGCCACCGGAGUUGGCGGCCCUAAAGAUACUCAUCCUCGCAAGUAGACUCAUAAAAGAGAAAUAUUUACUAUAAUAGUAUUAUUUACUUAAAUUUUCUCAACUUAUAACCCUUUUUAAUAACUUUCAUUCAAAACAUUUCGUUUUGAAUUUUACUAUAAUUUAUGUUUGGAAAUGUUUGUAAUUUAUUUUACUGUCACUUUAGAUUUA